Pocillopora damicornis (cauliflower coral) is the source of this 1738-nucleotide messenger RNA. Its product is annotated as melatonin receptor type 1A. The record is from RefSeq and is a predicted model, not a curated record. Gene Ontology annotation, molecular function: G protein-coupled receptor activity. Gene Ontology annotation, cellular component: membrane. NCBI's taxonomy places the organism in Eukaryota, Metazoa, Cnidaria, Anthozoa, Scleractinia, Pocilloporidae. Gene Ontology annotation, biological process: G protein-coupled receptor signaling pathway.
UUCAAUACUAAAUGUUUAUUUAGCUGCUUAUAAUUUCUAUGGUUUACUGAAUAGUCUUUGCAACAACAAAAAAAAAACAAACCAAUGGAUAAAGACAACGGAGAAAAGGAUCCUUCCUCAGAUGAAAGACCUCCCUACGAUUUUCUUAACAGAAAAAGAAAGAAGGAAUGUCUAAUCCAGUGAAGAAAAAUUUAAAAGCUGCGCGGUUGGAAAAACAGGUGCCUUGGAUUUUAAUUAGCAGCAAUCAUACUAUUUCCUGGUUAAUUCAUCAAUGAACAGCGGCCCAAGUUGACAAAGCCAACACGAAAAUUGAAAAAAGCGAUUACAUUUGAGUCGAGUUCAGAUGCGUUUGAUCUGCUAUUCGGUGACCGACCUACAAUGGACGCCAAGACCCUUUCCGCCAUGAUAUUUAAAUCAUUUCUCGUUCUUAUCAUAUCGUUAACCUCAGUAAUCGGUAAUUCCAUGGUGUUAGCAGUUGUGUAUCGAAGUCAGCGACUUCGAACUCUGACAAACGCGUACAUUGUAAACCUGGCCAUAUCAGAUAUCUUCAUGGCCACAUUGUGCAUGCCAUUAACGAUCACUGCUUUGAUUACUGUCGACUGGUCAUGGGGUGACACAAUGUGUAAAUUCCAAGGCAUCCUCGGAGUCUCACUGGCCUUUAUUUCUUUACAAACCAUGACGCUGACGGCAGCAAAUCGAUAUUUUCGUAUUGUACGUCCAAGAAAAUAUCCAUCAAUAUUUACCAAGCGGUCUACAUUUGUCAUGAUAUCUGUGUUAUGGGUGGUGGGACUGUGUUUUGGUGAGUUGUACGUGUGGGCCAGCGGAGGAGAAAUCAUCUACAUUCCAAACGCAGGAACUUGUUUCCCUCGUUUUGUCCCUCUUGUAGUUGCUGUAAUUGGUUUUCUUCUGCCGUCUAUCCUGAUGUUUCUGUGCUAUUUCUUGGUUUAUAGAGCGGUCCGCCGACACUCCCUGACAGUCACAUGUUCAUUACAACGAGGAGACGUAAGGCCAAAUUGUGAAGAACUGAACACCACCAAGCUGCUCUUCUUUGUCAUGCUUGGCUUUGUUCUUUGUUGGGUACCAACCCAAGUUAUUGGAAUGAUCCUCGCAAAAGUUAUGGACACUCUUCCUCCUGAAUAUCCGUGGAUUUGUUUCACGCUUGUGUAUUUAUCCUGUGCAGUAAAUCCUAUAAUUUAUGGUGUAAUGAAUGCUAGAUUUAGACGGGAGUUUAAGAAGUUGGUAUCUUCAGCUAAACGUGGAGUAGUUUGUACUGGUAGGCAUUUUAAGACAAACCCAACAAACCAACGGGAAGAAUUGGUUUUACAAGUUAUUUGAUUGCAGUAUAUGUUGUAAUUAGUCUAAAAUAAUACAGGGGCUUUUGCUCCUUUAUAAAAAAAAAGUCGGAGGGGAUAAAAGUUAUAGUUAAGGUUUAACGGAUCUAAUGCCGAGUGACAUAUAAUUUCCUCAUAAUUUUUGCAUAUCAAUUAUUUGGAUGAAAAAUUCAUAACCUGUAUAGUCACCUCGGUGGGCCGCAUACAGCACGUUGUAGGGCAAUAUGUAACUUCCUCUUCCUUCAUUUGUUUAUAAGUUCAGCUGCAAGCUGGUUUGAAUGGGGGCUUGCUUAAAACAAUUGAGUAUAAUAAAGAUGUGUGGAAACAUAAAAUGCAAAAGGAGCCCACAACUCAAAUUACAAUUUACACAUACAAUAUACAAUAUAAGUUACAUUUAAAAAAAUACA